CAUGCCUCGAUAAACUUUAAGAAUGCAAUCAUGUGAUCGCGUCUCUAGCGCGUUUUUCUAGCGCGUCAAACCAGGCCCUGCGUCAUCGCCGUCGAUAGCGCCCUCACCCACAUUUCACGUUAUUGCAUAUACUUCUCCCCAUAUCACAGCGAUGGCAGGAUUCAAGCGAGGCGGCGCUCGAGGCGGCUUCAAGAAAAGCUUCAACAACAAACGCUCUUCUCCUGAUGACGACGACAGCGCGCCACGCGCAAACAAGAAAGCGAAAGGCGACGAGGAUGAUGAUUCUCUUCCCAUCGUACCUGAACUUAAGACGGACGACAACGGUGAUGCGUUUGUUGCUUUAAAUAGCAGUGGCAAGCGACGCGCGACUGUUAGCGAUUUCAACAAAAACACUUUCGUCAGCAUUCGUGAAUACUAUGUUACCGAUACUGGAGAGACGAAGCCGGGAAAGAAGGGCAUCUCUCUUUCCAUUGACCAAUAUAAUGCUCUACUCGCUGCUGCCCCGCUUAUUGAGUCUGCACUUGCGAAGAAGGAUAUCAAGGUGAUACGGCCGGAUUAUGAUGGUGAUGCUAGUGCGAAACCUGAGACAAAAGAGGACAGUAAGGAGGAAGAGGAGGUUGCUGAAGGAGAGACGAACAAAGAAGACGACGAUGAAGAUGUUGAGUAAUAGGAUAUGAAAAUUGUGGGGUGCAUUCAACGUAUAUCGUACGGGCUACAGGGAGUUUUCGGCGCAACAGUCCCUGGUUGUGGAAUCAGGAUAUAGCCUCACUGCUUUCUCAUACGGUUACUGGGAGAAAAACAGGCAAUUUAAAGCAUCGUGUAUUAUGACUCUAUCGAACUUUUCUUAAAUCAUUGGAGUUCGCUGCCUCUACGAAUCUUUUCCCAACCAUGAUUACAGAGAUUUCUAAAAAAAAUUGGAC
Molecule: messenger RNA, 920 nt
Organism: Bipolaris sorokiniana ND90Pr
Lineage: Eukaryota; Fungi; Ascomycota; Dothideomycetes; Pleosporales; Pleosporaceae
Exons: 3
Coding region: 152-667 (171 amino acids)
Biological process (GO): positive regulation of transcription initiation by RNA polymerase II
Cellular component (GO): transcription regulator complex; nucleus
Molecular function (GO): DNA binding; transcription coactivator activity
Source: RefSeq, a predicted model, not a curated record